AUGGAGAGAGGAACCAAUUCUACCAGCACCCAUUCCGGUGGUGCUCCUGGUAGAGGUGGAGGCGAUAAGCGGGGGGGAGAUAAGCGGCAAUAUCGUGAUCCAACGGGUGAUAAGCCUAACCAACAAUCUGAUGGAAAGGCUGGUGGAUCGCACGGUAAUGGAAGUGAUAAAAGUGACGAGAAUGCGGCAGGGAAGAAGUCAGGGGUCACUGCUUCCAUCGUAGAGAAGAAUGGCAUCACCAGCAUCGCAUCCGAGAAGCGUCAAACAAUUGAAACUUGGUUCGGAUAA
Molecule: messenger RNA, 288 nt
Organism: Botrytis deweyae
Lineage: Eukaryota; Fungi; Ascomycota; Leotiomycetes; Helotiales; Sclerotiniaceae
Exons: 2
Coding region: 1-288 (95 amino acids)
Source: RefSeq, a predicted model, not a curated record